AUGGGUCGCCCGAUUGAAGUUGCUCUUAGUGUCCGUCCGGACGUUCAAGGUGUGUGUGCGGAGCCGGACUUUGGGUUUAGUCAGGCAUACGUGCGUGACACAUACGCCGCAGCACGCUUCCAGCAUAGCCGCGCCGCCGCACUCCAGCCCCGCCUCUCGUCUCCUCCGGCCGGGCGCGCCACGCGCCGUCCCCCACCGCGAUUGCUCGUCACCCGACUCCCCCGGCUAGGAACCCUCCCCCGUUGCUGCAGCUGGGCGAGGAGGGCGCUCGACCUCCGCUUCCCCCACCCGCACUGCUGGGCUCGGCCCCGGUGCUGCCCAAACAAUGCCAUACAGGUCACUCCAGGAACAAACAGUUCCGUUCCCACGAGGCUAGUAGAAAGGUACGUGCCCUCAGCCCCGCCCCCUCCGGCCCACCAGACCCCCCAGGUCCACCUACCCAAUCCACGACCGCGAGGAACGGCGCCGCGACCACCAACCAAGCCCGUAGCCGCCGCCGCCGUCGCCGUCCCCAGCGCACCCACAGCGACCGGCCCCCCUUUCCCUUUCUCCACGAGCCCUCCGCGACGCCGGCGAGCCCGACUGCACCCCGUAGCGGACAUGGGAUCGACGGCGCUCGGUGGUGCGGCUCCGGCGCGCGCCGGAUUGGCCCCCAAGAAUGGAGUCCUUGGAUCUACUUUCAAGCCAUGCGGUGUGGUCAAGCUCAAAACAACUCCUAAGGUUGGACGCUCUUCAGUCUGUGUGAGGGCAUCCAUUGCUUCUUCACCACAAAAACAGUACUCUCCCAAGACACCAGCAGUUCAAUCAGGGGAGGAAGUACGCAUUGCAGUGCUAGGAGCCAGCGGUUAUACUGGGGCUGAGAUUGUGCGGCUUCUAGCAAACCACCCUCAGUUCCGCAUCACAGUGAUGACCGCAGAUAGGAAAGCCGGUGAACAGUUUGGAUCUGUAUUUCCUCACUUGAUAACACAGGACCUGCCAAAUUUAGUUGCAAUUAAAGAUGCAGAUUUUUCAGAUGUUGAUGCUGUUUUUUGUUGCUUGCCGCAUGGAACAACACAGGAAAUUAUUAAAGGUUUACCCAAGCAACUGAAGAUUGUUGAUCUCUCUGCGGAUUUCCGAUUGCGUGACAUCAAUGAGUAUGCUGAGUGGUAUGGCCAUGCUCAUAGGGCACCAGAACUUCAGGAAGAGGCUGUUUAUGGUUUGACGGAGGUUCUUCGAGAUGAAAUAAGAAAUGCACGGCUUGUUGCCAACCCGGGAUGUUAUCCCACGUCUAUUCAGCUCCCUCUUGUUCCUCUAAUAAAGGCAAAACUGAUCAAGCUGAGCAAUAUAAUAAUUGAUGCAAAAUCUGGGGUUACCGGGGCAGGACGUGGAGCUAAGGAAGCAAAUCUUUACACCGAGAUAGCUGAAGGCAUUCAUGCUUAUGGAAUAAAAGGCCACCGUCAUGUUCCUGAGGUUGAACAAGGAUUGUCAGAGGCUGCAGAAUCCAAAGUUACUAUCAGCUUCACUCCAAAUCUUAUCUGCAUGAAACGUGGGAUGCAAUCUACUAUGUUUGUUGAAAUGGCACCUGGAGUGACUGUCAGUGAUUUGUAUCAGCAUCUCAAGUCUACUUAUGAGGGUGAAGAAUUUGUCAAGCUGUUAAAUGGCAGCAAUGUUCCUCACACACGCCAUGUUGUUGGAUCAAAUUACUGUUUCAUGAAUGUCUUCGAGGACAGAAUUCCUGGAAGGGCCAUCAUCAUCUCUGUCAUAGACAAUCUUGUGAAAGGAGCAUCUGGCCAGGCCGUGCAGAACCUCAAUCUGAUGAUGGGACUGCCUGAGAAUAUGGGGCUGCAAUAUCAGCCCCUAUUUCCUUGA
Messenger RNA from Triticum turgidum subsp. durum (durum wheat), 1848 nucleotides. NCBI's taxonomy places the organism in Eukaryota, Viridiplantae, Streptophyta, Magnoliopsida, Poales, Poaceae. The record is from the annotation of a GenBank genome assembly.